Messenger RNA from Paramecium sonneborni, 923 nucleotides. Lineage: Eukaryota; Ciliophora; Oligohymenophorea; Peniculida; Parameciidae. The record is from the annotation of a GenBank genome assembly.
AUGAGCAGAAAAAACUCUCCUGAAAAAAUUCCAUUAUCAACACAUUCAGCCAGAAAUUAAGGUAAAGGUCUAAAUAUUAUUGAUCUUAUUACAAAGAAGAACUUUUAAGAAUAAGCACCAUCUACUAUUUUAUUUUCAGAUGAAAUAAAAAAACUAAAAUCAUGUGACAUGUGUUUAUAAUUAUAAAACGAACUUGACAAUCAUGUUAAAUAAGAUAGAUUUUAAUUAGUUAUUGAGAAACUAUGGAAAAAGUUUAGGAAAAUUGAAGAUGAAAAUUAAAAACUCUUAAUAAAAAUUGGUAACCUUGAAAGAUCACUUAUAGAAUAAUAAGAACUCUUUUAAGCAUUUAAUAACUAAUAUAUUAAUAAGUUUGGAUUGGAUUAACCUUAAGUUUCAUAUAAAUACAUUACAUUAGAAUAAGAAUAACUUGAAAGGUUAGAAAAAAAAGUUUCUAAAGAUGCACAAAAAGGAAUUAAAAACAUCGAAGAUAAUCUUAUAAAAAAUUUAAAUAAAGAAAUAUAAGCUAAAUUUAACUUUAUUUAAGAAUAUUAAUUAGAAACUAAUCUUAAAUUAACAAAUGUCUUUUAAUAAAUGGAUUUAUUACAUAAUAAAUUAGAAAUUCUAAUUCCAGAUCUCAUUGAAAAAAAUAAUAAUAUUGAAGCAACUCUAAAAGAAAAUAAUAAAAUCAUUAAUAGCCAUAAUAUUAACAUUUUAGAUAUCUAAAAAUAGGUAAUUUUUAUUAUUUAACUAAGUAUAGUGAUAUAGAUUCCGAUUUAAUCAAAAUAUUUCAACAUAUAAAAACUUUAUUAUAAACUAAUUAUAAAGUAGAUUAGAUGGAGUAAUCAAUAAAUAAUUUGAAGUUUCAAUUAAGUCAACUUACUGAUACGGUAAAUGAUAUUGAAGAUAUUAUAUCUAAAUCAUGA